Argiope bruennichi is the source of this 1179-nucleotide messenger RNA. Its product is annotated as slit homolog 2 protein-like. Gene Ontology annotation, molecular function: protein binding. The transcript has 6 exons. NCBI's taxonomy places the organism in Eukaryota, Metazoa, Arthropoda, Arachnida, Araneae, Araneidae. Bases 145 to 1104 code for a protein of 319 amino acids. The record is from RefSeq and is a predicted model, not a curated record.
AAUAGAUAAAAAUUGCAAUUACUUUCAACCGGUUUUCUCAUUUUAAUUUAAAUUUUUUAUUUUGGGGAUGAACGUGUAUUAAAUAUUUUUGGAAAUUUGAUAAUAUUUUUUUAUUUUUAUAAAAAGACCCCAGUAAAUUAAAAUAUGAAAUUUUUUCCAGUAAUAUUGGUUUUAUUUAUCGGAAUCCAGUUUGUUUCAUCUGAUGAAGACGUGCCAAAAAUAGGCUGUCCUCCAAAAUAUGUUGUCGAACCUUGCGUUUGUGAAAGUGGUCCCCAUCCGGUUUUAAUAUGCAAACAUAUUGACGACCCUGAAGUACUGGUCAAAAUUUUCGACCGUUCAACUCCCUAUUGGUACCAAGAGUUCCACCUGGAGGAGUCAGUAUUGCAGUAUUUGCCCCACGACAUGUUUCAAGGAGUUCAAAUUCUGAGAAUUUAUUUGAAGAAUGUUACUUUGGUGCAGUUGUUUGACGAACCGCCAGAAAAUCUUCAAAUGGUCGAAGGUUUGCAUAUUGAAAAUUCUAACGUUUUCAGAGGGAUGAGUUGGGAACAGUUACAGAAUUUCACGAGUCUCAGGCUACUGAGCGUGUACUUCAAUAUCAUACCUUAUCUUGGAAGUGAGUUCAGCACGUAUGUGUCGGAUAGUUUGACUCAGCUCACUCUUUAUGACACCCAGACGGAGCUCAUCAAACCAGGGUCCUUGAUGAAGUAUAAAGAUUUAGAUAAAGUCGCCAUUGAUGCCUGUGGAAUAACAGAGCUCACUCGAAAGAUUUUUCCACGACCUUUUAAUGGCAGAUUCUUGUAUUUUAAUGAUAACAAGCUUUCAUCUAUACCUGAUGACUUAUUCACAGACAUGCCAAACCUUCACACUGUGGGACUUAGAGGAAAUCAGCUCAGAACUGUUCCUGCCAUAGCAUUUGAAGGCAGUUUUUCGAAACUGAAAUUUUUGUGGUUAGAUGGUAACCCCUUACAUUGCGAUUGUAGAAUCCUAUGGCUCAUUAAAAAUAAGCCAUUUGAUCUCCUUGGAAUAUGCUAUUCUCCCAAAAUUUUUGAAGGAAGGAAAUUAAAAGAUAUUCAAGCAAGCGAGAUGGUUUGCCCGUUGCCGUGAAUUAACAUUAUGAAUAAAGACUGACUGUACCAGAGAUAUGCCUGGAAAAUAAAAUAAUUUCUUUUCACUGUGCAA